Messenger RNA from Stomoxys calcitrans (stable fly), 1923 nucleotides. RefSeq lists its product as uncharacterized. Gene Ontology annotation, molecular function: protein binding. Bases 20 to 1891 code for a protein of 623 amino acids. The record is from RefSeq and is a predicted model, not a curated record. The transcript has 2 exons. NCBI's taxonomy places the organism in Eukaryota, Metazoa, Arthropoda, Insecta, Diptera, Muscidae.
GGUGUAAAGAUCUACAUCGAUGAUGAGUAAGGCUAAUAAAGAAUCUACUGAUGCCGUAAAUAACAGAUUUUCUGUACUCAACUCAACAAUAAGCAUGGAUGUUUAUCAAAAAUUGCUGCGAAAUAGUCGAAUAUUGGAAAAGAUCUUGGGUUAUCUUAGUCUGGAGGAGCAAUUGGAGUGCUUACGUGUCUGCAAUGAAUUUCAUGCGGUUAUAACAAAAGUGUUGUGGAGGAAAUAUUGUCAAGAUUUGAAUAUUUACAAAACGCCAUAUGUUAGCCUCAUCACCGAUACCAGGCAAGUUGAGAAUGUCUGGCCAGCUGCCGGUGCUGCUCAGCUGAAGGAGAUGUCGGAGCCCAAAACCUGUCUGACCUUUGAGCAAUGUAAUACCUUUCUAAUGCAAAUUGGUGCUAAGGUACGCCAUUUGGGUGUGUUCUCGGAGUAUGCUAACUUUGAACGCAAAUUGGGUGUAGCCUUUCGCUACAUACAAGUUUUCCAAAAUCUACGAGUGCUAAGUUAUCAUCGCAUAGUAGUAUCUGACAAUCAGUUGGCGCUAAUGGCCCGCCAUUGUAGAAAAUUGCAAAAACUGAAGUUCAUCGAGUGUACUUGUGGAGCGUUAAAGACCUUGGUGCCGGGCCGAAAUUUUAAUGCAAGCCAUUUCAUCAAAAUGCCGCAAUUGCGGGAGCUCAUGCUGCAGUGCAAAUUGACUUCACCUUUGGUUGAGGUGGAAAGCCAUGUGCUGCAUGAAAUGCUUUCCAAACUGAAGCUGAGAUCUUUGAUAAUGAAGAAUUUCAAAGUGGUAGAUGGAGGCCAGGAUACGGUGCGCAUUGGCAAUGGCGAAAGUUUGGAAGUUUUUAAUGCUGGCAUUAUUUCGCUGGGAUUCUGGCCUGAUUUCAAGCAUCACCUGAAAGAUUUUGGUAAUCUGCGAAAGCUAACCAUCAAUGUUAGGAACUGUUAUACUUUGGUUAACUCUUCGGUUUUGGAAUUGCUGACCACCAGUUGCCGCAAGUUGCGCAACUUAUCGCUGGAGAACUGUGAUCUGUAUAUAGAGGACUUUGGCAUUGUCAGCUCGCUGGAGCAUUUGACACUUUUAUCCUGUGGUGGCUUCACCGCUGCUAAUCUGCAACAGGUAUUGCAGGAUCUUCCCCUGCGUUCAUUGUCAUUGACCAAUACCCGUGUCUUGGGCACCAUAACAAGGGCUCGCAUAUCGCCUGCAUUGAAUGUUCUGCUGGUGGAUACCAUAUAUUUUCGCCCCAUUUCGGAGGUGUUUCAGCUCAAUCCAAACACCAUUACCAGCCUGCACACCAUUAAAUGGGCCAAUGGAGACAUAAAGGACUCUUGGCUGCUUGACAAAUGCCCACAGCUGAAAAAACUGCACAUACCCAAUCCCUAUUUGAUUCGCCACAAUCUAUUGAAGAUGACAUCCUUAGAGGAAUUGUCUUUUACCUCAUGCAAAGGAUGCUCUUGGUGUUUCCUGCUGCUGCUGAUAAAGAACCUCAAGCUAAGGCGCCUUCAUGCACAGACCUCGGAGGGCAUAGAUGAGCAGAAAGAGGUGCCACAAAAUGCCUGCGAGGUGAAAACUUCGUUGAAGGAAAUUCUGAUGCCCUUUCACAUGUUCAGGGCAGCUCAGGAUUUCUGGUUGGAUUUGUUAAGCCUAAAUCGUCAAAUGCGACUUAUCUUCUUUGGCGACUAUGAUGAUAUGAUAAACAUUAAUUUUUUACGGGAUUUCGUAAGAUCCCCAUAUGUCUGCAAUAACCUCAAACAGAUGCGCAUAUGUGGUCUGGUCAUGGAUACCGAUUAUAUGCGAAAUUAUUUCGCCUGUACUCUACAGGAGCUUGGUACAAAUCUCAGCCACUAUAGAGUAGCCAAUUUAAAGAUAACUAUUGAAAUAUAAUAAAACAGAUACUUGUGCAGUGAUUAGCAAGA